ACCAGAUGGCUAUAGUCAUUUUGUGAUUGUUGAAUCCGUGGUUGAAAAAACUUGGUGAAAAUUGGAUACGUGGUUGCAGUACGAUGGUCGUUGAAGAGAAAAUUAGUGAAUCCUUGAAGGAAAAUCAAGUAAAUGAUGACACAAUACCAGUGGAACAGACGACGUACUCGUUGGAAAUUUUAAAAAUAAUAAAAGAGGCACAACAGCAGCAUGGGUUGAGGCAUGGUGAUUACCAACGAUACCGUGGAUAUUGCUCAAGAAGACUAAGACGUCUUAGGAAGGUUCUAAAAGUUCCACAAGGAGACAAGCGUCACUUUAAAAGAAGAGAUAUAACCACCUUGAUGGUUACAGAUGACAAAUUUUUACAAGUUCCUCUAAUAAUGGCAGAACGUGCUUGGAGUUAUGCUAUGCAAUUACGUCAAGAAUCUAACACAGAACCAAGAAAGAAGUUUCAUUUGAUAUCAAGACUAAGGAAAGCUGCUACAUAUUCCUUACAAUUACAAGAAUUGAUAGAGAAUGCUAACUGCGAUGCAAGAACAAAGUUAGAAGCUCAAGCAUAUGUAGCAUGGAUACAUGGAUCCUUACAUUUUGAAUUACAACUGUGGAAAAAAGCAAUGGAGAAUUUGAAGAAGGCUCAAGUGGUAUAUGGAAAGUUGGCUUCUGCACUACCAGAAUCUGAGCAAAUAUUGUACAACGCUCGCGUCGAGGAGCUUGCUCCAAGCCUUAGAUACUGUGCCUACAACAUAGGAGAUACCACUGCCAUAGAUGAUUUAAUGCAAAUGAGAGGACAACUAAGUGGCGAGUUACUAGCCAAUUUAGAUUCGUUGAUAGCUCAAACUCGAGAAAAACAAACAAAUACUGAAGAAGUAACUUGGCGUGGCCAGUCUUGUGGUGUAGUUCCACCAAGAGCAGCUGGUCUCCUAAUUGCUGAUUCUAGACUAAAUCAAACAUUAGAGAAAGCAGCUACGAAUCAAGCUAAGAUUGAUUUGUUAGAAGCGCAUUUGAUAGAUUGUAAAGAUGCGAUUUCGACCAUAAGAGACUUGUUUAAGAAUGAGCUAAAAAACAAGGACAAUGAUAAAUUGUCUCCUUCACAGCAUUUAAUCACAUAUUUACAGUAUAUCAGAUUAUCUCGUACAUUGGAAAGGAACUUAGCAUUAAUAAAAGCAGCGGAAGACUCUGCGAAAACAAAACCACAAGACAUUGUAAGAUUAUACGAGGCAGCGCUUCACAAUCUUGUUGAAAUAUCACAACUACAGGAUGAUGAAGAAUUUGUACGUGAACAGGAAGCAAAAACAAAGGGUUACAGGGCCUUCAGAUGUUAUUAUAUGGCACAAUCACUGGCAAAUCUUCAUAGAUGGAGAGAAGCUAUGGCUUUGUAUCAAAGAUCUGCGAAACAUGCAAAAGAUGCAUUAGAAUAUGGUGAAGUGCUUCCAGAAUCGUUAAGCAAAGCUCUUGAGAAGCUGGAAAUCUCUAUAGAAGGUGCCAAGUAUGCAGCACAUGCACACAGCGUUUUAGAAGAUGGACAAGAAGAAGAACCUGGUAUUAAUAAAUACACAAGAACGAAGAAGCCUCUGUAUGAACGUUUACACGAGUACAGAGAGGACAGUGCACUUCUUACAAAGCAACCUAAUGUUUACAAAUUGCCACCAUCCAUGCAAUCUAUUCCUUGUAAACCACUCUUUUUCGAUUUAGCUUUUAAUAUGGUAGAAUUCCCUGAUUUAAAUGAGAAACUUGGCGAUCAGGCUAAGAAAGGCGGUCAAGCUGGUCUUACAGGAUUCGUUAAAGGUCUUUGGGGUUGGGGUAACAAAUAAAAAACAGGGGAAACGUGUGAAAAAUAUUCAAUUUUGAAUAUUAUCACACAUACGAUAAUGCAUUUUUACGGUAUUCAAUUGGCUCGACAAGAACCGUGUUUUCACUUAUAACAGCAAUAUUGAAUAACAAAAAUAAAGAGGAUAUUAUUAAUA
Molecule: messenger RNA, 1964 nt
Organism: Frieseomelitta varia
Lineage: Eukaryota; Metazoa; Arthropoda; Insecta; Hymenoptera; Apidae
Gene: Srp68
Product: signal recognition particle subunit SRP68
Exons: 3
Coding region: 84-1811 (575 amino acids)
Biological process (GO): SRP-dependent cotranslational protein targeting to membrane
Cellular component (GO): signal recognition particle, endoplasmic reticulum targeting
Molecular function (GO): endoplasmic reticulum signal sequence receptor activity; signal recognition particle binding; 7S RNA binding
Source: RefSeq, a predicted model, not a curated record